CAAAGCUCGCUCUCAGCCUUUGCUUUCCUUCCCCCGGUUAGCCCCCUUCCUUCUCCUUCAGAUCCCACGCUGAUUUUCUUGGAUUUCCCUCUUUUAUUUUGCAUUAGAAAACCUUGGAAAGCAAAAACCUGUUUUCUUUCUUGCCCCUGUAUUUUUUUUGUGUGUGUGUGUUAGAGCGAGAGAAAGACAGAGAGAGAGAGAGAGAGAGGGGGGGUUAGAGAUACGGGCUUCAUGACAUCAAACCGAGGGAGGGAAGGUACUCGGAAGUUGGACCUUGGAACUGCAGCUGAGAUAAAACUCUGAAUCACAAAAACACAAGAAGCUUACCAGAAUCCUCGAAGUGCAAGAUUUUCAGUCGAUAAAAGGGGAACAAGCACAGAAGAAGCUAGCUGAGCUGGGGUAGGUGCUGCUGACUCUACAAAAUGCCUCACUGGCAAAGGAAGCACACGGAGCAAAAGCACCUUAUCUCUCGGACACCAUUACAGGAGGCGAUGAAUCAAAAUACCCAAUCUGAAACCUUCAAAACAUGUGAAGAUAACACUGAAGAUACUAAGAACAGUGUGGGAAAGAGGAGGAGAAGGAGAAGAGGAAAAGGGACACAACUAGAAAAGAUUCAGGAUAUAACAUCGGAAAUUUGUGUUGUCUCUCCUCCUCUUUCAGAAAGAAGUCUCACCUUUCCUUGUAGGCCAGGCUAUGGAACACUUGGUUCCAAAUGUGUGGUAAAAGCCAACCAUUUCAUUGCUGAAAUAUCAGAAAAGAGCUUGUGUCAUUAUAGUGUUACAAUAACUCCAGAAGUUAAUUCUUCUCCAUUGAACAGAGCUAUUAUGAAACAGUUGGUUAAACUUCAUGGACAUACUGACUUGGGGAUGAUGCUUCCCGUUUAUGAUGGAAGAAGAGCCCUUUACACAGCCGGAUUACUUCCUUUUACCGUGAAAGACUUCACCAUAAAUUUGUCUGAUUUAGAUGAGUCCAUGAGCAUCACAAAAUUUAUGGUGACGAUCAAAUUUGUAGCUCAGGCUAACAUGCUUCAAUGUCGUGAGGUUCUCUCUGAGAAACAAGUCGAGACCAACUCACAAGCUCUUAAGAUUAUUGAUGUUGUACUGAGGGAGCUUGCAGCACAAAGGUAUGUUUCAGUUGGGAGAUUCUUCUACUCCCCUACUCUUAAGAGACCACAGUCACUAGGCAACGGGUUAGAGUCUUGGAGGGGCUUCUAUCAGAGCAUAAAACCUACUCAGAUGGGGUUGUCACUAAACAUUGACAUGUCAUCGACUGCGUUUAUAGAACCACUUCCAGUUGUUGAGUUUGUUGCUCAAGUUUUGGGAAAAGAUAUAAGCAUAAGACCUUUGUCUGAUGCAGACCGAGUAAAGGUUAAGAAAGCCCUUAGAGGUGUCAAAGUUGAAGUUACACACAGGGGAAAUAUGCGAAGAAAAUAUCGGAUAAUAGGGUUGACUUCACAGCCAACAAGAGAACUGAUUUUUCCAGUUGAUGAGGAAAAGAACAUGAAAACUGUCAUUGAAUACUUUCAAGAGGUGUACAAAUUCACCAUUCAACAUUCCCAUCUACCUUGCCUCCAAGUGGGAAGUCAAAAGAAAUUGAAUUACUUGCCAAUGGAGGCUUGCAAGAUUGUUGAGGGACAGAGAUACACCAAAAGGCUGAAUGAGAAGCAGAUAACUUCUCUGUUGAAGUUCUCAUGCCAAAGACCCCAGGAUCAAGAAUUGGACAUUAUGCAGACAAUUCAACACAAUGCUUACAAGCAAGAUCCCCUAGCCAAAGAAUUUGGCAUUACUGUUGAUGAAAAGCUUGCAUCAGUUGAAGCUCGAGUUCUUCCAGCUCCAUGGUUGAAGUACCACGAUACUGGGAAAGAGAAAGAAUAUCUUCCUCAGCUAGGUCAGUGGAACAUGAUAAAUAAGAAAGUGAUAAAUGGUAGCACUGUUAAUUAUUGGGCAUGCAUUAACUUCUCAAGAGGUGUCCAAGAGAGUACUGCUUGCAGUUUUUGUCAGCAGCUGGUCCAGAUGUGCCAAGACUCAGGAAUGGAAAUCAAUUGUGAUCCUGUGAUCCCAAUCUAUGUGGCCAGACCUGAUCAAGUAAAGAAGACUCUGGGAUAUGUAUACAAUGCGGCUGCAAACAGAUUAGGAGGAAAAGAGUUAGAGCUUCUUAUUGCCAUCCUUCCUGACAACAAUGGGUCUCUGUAUGGUAACCUGAAGCGAAUUUGUGAAACUGAUUUGGGUCUGAUCUCCCAGUGCUGCCUCACAAAGCAUGUCUUAAAAGUUAACAAGCAGUAUCUGUCAAACGUAGCUCUCAAGAUUAAUGUAAAGAUGGGAGGAAGGAACACUGUGCUUUUGGAUGCCUUAAGAUGGAAAAUUCCUCUUGUAAGCGACAUUCCAACAAUAAUAUUCGGAGCUGAUGUUACUCAUCCUGAGUGUGGAGAGGAGUAUAGCCCAUCUAUUGCUGCUGUUGUCGCCUCCCAAGACUGGCCAGAAGUUACUAAAUAUGCAGGAUUGGUGUGCGCUCAGCCUCGAAGACAAGAACUAAUUCAGGAUCUAUAUAGAACCUGGAAAGAUCCUCGAAGGGGCACACUAAAUGGGGGCAUGAUCAGAGAGCUUCUGUUGUCAUUCAAGAAGUCUACUGGACAGAAACCAUCGAGAAUAAUAUUCUACCGGGAUGGAGUCAGUGAUGGGCAGUUUUACCAGGUUCUACUGUAUGAACUUGAUGCAAUUCGCAAGGCUUGUGCUUCCCUUGAACCGAAUUACCAGCCACCAGUUACUUUCAUUGUUGUCCAAAAGCGCCAUCAUACACGGCUCUUUGCAAACAACCACAAUGAUAAAAGCAACAUAGACAGGAGUGGGAACGUCUUACCUGGUACGGUUGUGGAUACUAAGAUAUGUCAUCCUACCGAGUUUGACUUCUAUCUGUGCAGUCAUGCCGGAAUUCAGGGAACCAGUCGACCAGCACAUUAUCAUGUCCUCUGGGAUGAGAAUAAUUUUACGGCAGACGAAAUCCAGUCCCUGACAAACAACCUUUGUUACACGUAUGCUAGGUGUACUCGAUCUGUAUCUGUAGUGCCUCCUGCAUAUUAUGCACAUCUGGCAGCCUACAGAGCUCGAUUUUACAUGGAUCCUGAGGUUCACGAGAGCGCUUCCCGCAACACUACUCAUUCAGCUGUGCGGCCUCUUCCAGCAUUGAAAGAAAAAGUGAAGAAUGUGAUGUUUUAUUGCUAGAAAUUGCCGGAAAGACGCAAUGCACUGCACUAGAGUGUAACAAUAAUAUCUUGGGUUUUGUAUGCUCUUUGUGUUUAUGAUGUAAAUAUAUAUAUAUAUAUAUAUGUAUGUGCUA
This is a messenger RNA of Coffea eugenioides, 3333 nucleotides long. RefSeq names its product protein argonaute PNH1-like. Gene Ontology annotation, biological process: regulatory ncRNA-mediated post-transcriptional gene silencing. The transcript is spliced from 24 exons. Gene Ontology annotation, cellular component: cytoplasm. Bases 423 to 3218 code for a protein of 931 amino acids. Lineage: Eukaryota; Viridiplantae; Streptophyta; Magnoliopsida; Gentianales; Rubiaceae. Gene Ontology annotation, molecular function: protein binding; RNA binding. The record is from RefSeq and is a predicted model, not a curated record.